GGCACCUGCCAGAAACCGGGCGUCGAGUCUGGAUGACGAGACGGUUCCGCUGCGGCUUCUUGCAGUGCGGCCCCUCCUCCGUCUGCAGCCAUACGCCGCUAUCAAGCUAACUUUCGGUGGCAGCGCCAAUCAACAGGUGGUGGAAUCCGAAACUUGGCUUGCACCCAGUCGCCCAGCUGCUGUGGUCAUGUCCAGCCUCGCCAGUCUUCACUGUCGAAUAAAUUCUCCAUUGCCGCCUUUCCAAGAAGGCCAGUUUCCUCACUCAACUCGUCGUCCUUCUUAGCCAGCUGUCUGUUAUCUCGUCAACGCCCCAUGACAAUGAGCCGCAGGAUUGAAUGCAGGAGCGAGGGCUGUACCAACGAGGUCCUGUUCAAGUCGCUCGAUGGCGCAUUUGACGACCGGAGAGGCAGCGGUGUGAGACCACCUCUGUCCCUUACCGACCGAAGCUCGCCCUCGGGUCUGCACCACCGACACUCGAACGGCUCGAUACAGGUGUCUCCAUACUGCAAGCAGCACACGUGCAUUCACUUCCACGGCGACGAGCGCUGCAUCUACAAGAAACCUCGCCAUGACACGGUCUGCCCCAUUCAUGCAAGAUGUCCUGUGCCAAACUGCACACAAGCCCGCGCCCAGUAUCUCGAGCCAAACUUUGACCCGUUGUCCAAUGCUCUCCCGAGAUAUGCUCGCUUCGACGUCUGCUCAGAGCACAAGUGCGCUUUGCCGAGAUGCCCUGGGAGACGAGCAUCCCCAAGAACCACCUUUUGUCAAGCCCACGCCUGCCAUGCUGAAGAUUGUACGAACCUGCGCCAAGAGGACCGGAACUGCUGUGAAGAGCACCAAUGCAAAUCCGGGGGUUGCAGGACCAUCGUCGAGGGCGAUUUCCCCUACUGUGCGAGCCACAUCAAGUGCCAGGCAACUGGCUGUGGGGAGGCCAAACACUACCUCGCAAAGGCGGACGAGUAUCUCGCCUACUGUACCACCCACGCGACAUGUACGGUGGAGCAAUGCACUGCCCUCAAGACCGAACUGUUGGCUUUCUGCAACGAGCACACCUGUCAUGUGCGGACAUGUGACAAGGCAACCAACUCCGGGCUAUACUGCGAAAACCAUCGCUGUGCCGAGUCACGUUGCCAAAAUCCGCGAGACUGGAUCCAUGAAUCCGAGGGCCGCCGCAGGUUUUGCCCUAUGCACACAUGUCGUGUUGAUCAAUGCCGGAAAUACGUCGACAGGCUCUCUAUUUUCUGCCUUGGCCACGGCUGCUCAAAACUCAGAUGUCACCAAAGAGCGAUUGCCGAGCAGCUCUGCAUAGACCACUUCAAAGAGCAUUACAUAACCCAGGGCAAACAGCAGGCCUUCCUCGCCAUACGCAGUGAGCCCCCUUUCCCACCACCACCGAGGCCCUAUGCAGACCCAGGUCACGGAGCUGCCAGCCACGAAGAUGCUGUAAGCGAAUCCGGCGUCGACGAAGAGCAACUCUCACACACCCAAUCCCAAGGGAGACUUGCCGGUCCUGUCCAGCAUCCAAUGCAGAACCCGCCGCCCCCUUACGCAGCGCCAAAUCCGCAGGUCGAAUAUGUGGCCCGUCCUCCCGGCGAUGGCAGUGUCAAUGGCAGACCAAAUAUGCUGGUCAAUAUUCCCCAAGAGGACGGUACCAGCAAUGAAUCUGCUGCAGGAACGUUCCGCGGGCGAAGGGCGCAGGUGGAGGAGGGGCAUGAGGACGGUGAGAGUUAAAUAAAGGAAUUUGAGACAAGCCAUCUUGAGGAUGAGUAUCUUUCGUGCUUUGGAUUAACUUACUUAGUUUGGUAGCCUUCUAUCCAGGUAGGGGGAUAUUCUUGAUGACCGGAUGACCACAGCUCGGUAGCAUAGCCUUCAACAACGGCAUCUUGCCCCAUUGCUCACCACCUUCUCAUGGUACCGUCCACCGAGUGACCGACUUCACAUCAAGUAUCAUCCUCAACCGGCCGCAACAGUCACUGUAGAUAAAAUUUCCUUGUC
Parathielavia appendiculata is the source of this 1995-nucleotide messenger RNA. RefSeq lists its product as uncharacterized. The coding region runs from base 319 to 1731 and encodes 470 amino acids. The transcript has 12 exons. The record is from RefSeq and is a predicted model, not a curated record. Lineage: Eukaryota; Fungi; Ascomycota; Sordariomycetes; Sordariales; Chaetomiaceae.